AUGGCCUCCCCCAUGGGCGAUUUCGGGAUUCUCCCGGUCGAGAUUCGCCUCCUGAUCUGGGAAAACCUGCUAUCAGACGGGGCACCCGCAUUCCUCCAAACAUGCCGAGGAAUAUACGAAGACAUCGCCGACCGUCUAUACUCCACGUUCGAUAUAGACAUGUCGUCUCGAUACGAGGACCCAUGGCUGACCUUCCGGUGUCGACGACUACGCCUGUCAUGGGAUCUGAGGCAGCCCGAGGGGCGAAAGAAAUGGAAACGGUUCUGGAUGCUCUCAUACGAGAAGAUCAAGCUUUUCGUGAACAUCUACGCGCCAGACCCCAAGGAGCCAGGCGAGAUUAUUCUGCUUUGGCAGAAAGCACAGUCCCUCGUUGACAUCCUGAACCGUGCGAAGCAUCGCCGACCCCAGGUCAACAUUCGUUUGCAUGAUCGUGACGAGCAGAAAUGGGAAGCAGAUGGGAUCAUGACUGAGAGUAUUACAUACCCAGGUCAUCCGCUCCCUGAUUUCAUCAUAGCUUUUCUCCCGUUUUGCCGUCUGACCCGGGUCGAAACUUGCAAAGUUACCUCCAGCUCGCGCGCACUGCGCAAAUCCCCUGGCUGGGACUUUCUCCGAUACGGCGGUAACUUUAUCGCCAACAACGGGUGCCUUGAAGGGAACGGUUGCCCUCUCAGCAGCAACCCUAAAUAUAGGGAAAUCACGCGUCUGUUCGAUUCCUUACCUACUUGGAUUGCAGACACGGAUUUCUUUCUCGAAACCAGCAUGGACGGCCUCCCGGGCAACACAGCUGCUCUCCUUCGUCGUGACCGGUUCGCCCACUGGUACCAAACCUCCGAUAGACUGCUGUAUGACUCGCCUUACCAGCGAAAGACCAUGCACACUAUCGAGCAAUACCCUGCUACUAUCGCAGUGCAUGACCCGAGACUGAGCAAACUGUCGCUCAGAUACAAGACGCUGAAGAGUCUGCAUUACGUCGUGGCAACGUUCCGCGACCCGUACUUCUUCUGCGCUGUGCAGUGCGAUGCGCGUAAAUGGUAUAAAUAUUUCUAUUAUGGCAUUUAUGAGUUCACACAGGCGCGUGUCCAGGAGGAGGAGGCGUGUCGGGACAGACUCGGUAUGCAGGAGCCGGUGCCGCGGGACUUUGGGUUCCAGAACAUGAUUGAGGAAGUCUCGGGCACGACUGGGCAGAAUGCGUGGGCGUUGGAGAGUCGGGCGAAGGAGCGAUGUUGGUUUUCAAUGUUUGAGAGGUUGGACGAGGAUGCUGACGAGGCGGCCGUUUGA
Messenger RNA from Aspergillus heteromorphus CBS 117.55, 1278 nucleotides. RefSeq lists its product as uncharacterized. The transcript has a single exon. Lineage: Eukaryota; Fungi; Ascomycota; Eurotiomycetes; Eurotiales; Aspergillaceae. Bases 1 to 1278 code for a protein of 425 amino acids. The record is from RefSeq and is a predicted model, not a curated record.